CACGCCCAAGCUCGCGUCUCUUUUCUCAGAGUGCGAAGUGGCGUCUGCUUGAUGAAGAGGAAGGAGCGCGGAUGUGGUUGACGUGAGGACGUCGUUCCGCAGAGGGAACGCUGAAUGCUGUGCCGCGGAGCUCCGGACAGGUGCGGCGGCUCUGAGCGCGAACAUGGCCGAUGGGAAACACGCGAGCGCGGCUGACAGAUUCACAGAGACUGCGCUGAAAGAGUGCCUGGAUGAUUGUAUGGAGGCCCUGGAUCUCUUCCUUAACAACCGCUUCAAUGAGAGUCUGGAUAGGCUGCGACCAAGAAUCAAUGAGAGCAUGUACCACGCUCUCAUCUACGCCACCGUGCUGGAAAUGCAGGCCAUGAUGACUUUCCAACACGAAGACAUUUGCAACGCUGGACGCACCAUGAAGAACGCUCAGGACGUCUGUCAGAGGUUUCGGCGGAAAUCCUCAAGUUUGGCCAGUAAGUCGGCUGAUGAGUCCCUCUCUGAAGUGGAGCUCCACGCUGAAGUGUGUUUUGCAGAGUGUCAACUACAAAGAGCUGCUCUCACCUUCCUGCAGGAUGAGAGCAUGGUCAGUUUCAUCAAAGGAGGCAUGAAAGUGCGAAACAGUUACCUCAUAUACAAGGAUCUUCAUUCCUUCAUAAAAUCUCACAGCUGUCUCAAAGGACCGUGCCACGUUCACUUAGAGGGAGGCAUAUCAUUUGGUGUUGGUGCUUUUAAUUUGACGCUGUCGCUGUUUCCUCCUCGGAUCCUCAGAGUGCUGGAGUUUGCAGGCUUCUCUGGAGACAAGGACUACGGCCUGUCUCUCUUGCGUGAUGGUGCCACAGGGUUGAACCUGCGCUCCAUGCUGUGUGUUCUGCUGCUGCUCUGCUACCACACCUUCCUCACGUUUGUUCUAGGAACUGGUGAAGGAGACGUGGCGGAGGCUGAAAGACUGUUGAAACCUUUCCGGCUUCGUUAUCCUGAGGGGGCCAUCUUUCUUUUCUUUGCUGGGAGAAUCGAGGAGAUCAAAGGAAACAUCGAUGAGGCUGUAGCAUGUUUUGAAAACGGCUGCAGGGCGCAGCAAACAUGGAAGCAGUUUCACCACAUGUGCUACUGGGAGCUGAUGUGGUGCUUCACCUACAAGCGCGUGUGGAGGGUAGCCUACUUCUACGCGGACCUGCUGAGCAAGGAGAGCCGCUGGUCCAAGGCCAUGUACGUCUACAUGAAAGCUGCUUACCUCAGCAUGCUACCUGCUGAUGAGGCCAGGCCUUUUGGGGAGGAUGAGGUCAAGCUCUUCAGGAUCGUGCCGACCCUCAAGCAGAAGAUUGCAGGGAAGUCCCCCCCGACAGAGAAGUUUGCCAUUCGUAAAGCCAGGCGCUACAAGGCCCCCCAGCCCAUCAAGCUUCCCGUCCCAGUGCUGGAGAUGAUGUACAUGUGGAAUGGUUUCAGCAUGAUCAGCAAAGAGGAGAGGUUGACCGAUGGGAUGCUGCACACUGUGAUGGAGGCAGAGCGCACUCUGCUGGAAUCUCCUGAAAACGAGUAUACGAUGGACGACCGCUGCUUGCUGCACAUGUUGAAGGGUCUGUGCUUUAAGAACAAAGGCCUCUUUCAGGCCGCAGAGGAAUGCUUUAACAGAGUGUGCUCCAGUGAGAAAAAGAUCAAGUUUGACCACUAUCUUGUUCCAAACUGCCUGGUGGAGCUCAGUCUGCUUUACAUUGACCAAGGCAGAAGAGAGGAGGCCAUCAAAACGCUGCAUAAAGCCAAGCAUAACUACAAGGAUUACUCCAUGGAGUCUCGUACGCAGUUCAGGGUGCACGCCGCUCUGGCCAAGCUCAAAGCUGACCCCGGAGACGAUGACGGCCACCUGUAAGGAGCCGCCCUCCUCCCCCACUGGAAUCCAGGAGCGUUUUAACCCCCCCCGCACUCCCUGUUUGAAGUUCUCUGGAUCUGUGCCUCAAGAAAGACGAGCUGGGAAUCGAACGCCGAACGUGUUCAGCCAGGAUACUGCAGCACCAACGUAGACCUGAUCGGAGGAAAUAUUCUGAAUCUAUUUUGAUCCGUAGAUAUGGGAGGCUUCAUGAGAUCUGAACAAACCUCUGCUCUAUUUGCUCAGUUUGGAUUCUUUCAGCCAAAUGUUCAGGAGUUUUAAGUGGAUCAAGAACGUAUCCAUCAUUAAUUUGGCAGAAAUAAAUUGUGCUUGUGGACAUUCCUUUCAUAUUUUGUGCCUUAAAAGACCAGAGAAAACUUGAGUGCUUGUGGGGACCUUUGGGGCCUCUCCUAAAUAAAACCAACCAAAGAG
Messenger RNA from Oryzias latipes (Japanese medaka), 2284 nucleotides. RefSeq names its product tetratricopeptide repeat protein 39A. The record is from RefSeq and is a predicted model, not a curated record. Gene Ontology annotation, molecular function: protein binding. Lineage: Eukaryota; Metazoa; Chordata; Actinopteri; Beloniformes; Adrianichthyidae.